UGGGUGGUUACCGAGAACUGAUAAGGGGCUGGUCUUCCAUUAUAAUCGCAUGUCGUUCCGGUGAGGAUCGUCAAGCUAGUCCGGUUUCUUACUCGCGCGAGCAACUCUAAAGCAGCUUCUAUUCGUCGACUCGCCCGAUGCUACCCCGCUCACUAUGUUCCCCCACAUGUCAUCCCAAGGCCAGGCCAAACCCCGUACUUUAGCAAGUACCUCGUUCCUUUGGACGACCAAGGCGCAGCAAAGCUAUGCGUUUUAGUGGCCGCUGGCUUUGAAAAUCACAAGUUUCCCUUCCCCUUUCAGCUGCUGGUCGAAUUUCGCGCAAAAGGUGCCUUUUACGGACCCGUUUUGCUAUAUCAACAACCUCUUUCCCGUCUCUUACCUACUACUGUCUUUCUCUGUCCCUCUUCUAACUGAUGGCAACCGAAACGCUAACCGAAUCUCCUCGUUCGCAAAGGUUUGAAUCCCAUGUAGCCUUCGACAACAUCCCCCUCGGCGAAUCAACCGAGUAUAAUCCCAUCUCGUUCACCCUCAACUACCGCCAUGCGGGUUUUCAGUUUAGACGACGACACCGCACCUUUAUGGUCGGCGUAGACGACAACUCGUAUUCCGACCAUGCUUUGCAAUGGCUACUGGACGAACUAGUCGAUGACGGCGACGAGAUUAUAUGCGUCCGCGUAAUCGAAACCCAGGUCCGCCUUACGGAUAAGGCGUACCAAGAAGAUGCCAGGGCUCUGAUGGAAUCGAUCCAGGCGAAGAAUACGCAGAAUCGAGCAAUCGGCCUAAUUUUAGAAUACGCUGUUGGAAAACUGCACAACACGUUCCAGCAUCUUAUCAAAAUAUACCAGCCAUCCAUGUUGAUUGUCGGUACGAAGGGUAGAAGCCUUGAUGGAGUCCAGGGGUUCCUCGUGAAUCGUAGUUCUUUUUCGAAGUACUGCUUGCAAUACUCACCAGUGCCUGUUGUCGUCGUGCGUCCUAAUGAGAAGCGGGUGAAAAAAAAGGUGAAGCGAGCGCACGACCCAUCUAGGCAAAGUUAUGCGCAAAUGCUGCUAGGUCAAAAGCACGAAGCCGAUAGCGAGAACAGCAGCGUUUACGAGCUAGAACCCAACCUCACCCCAGACGAAGAAGCGCAUCGUGUUGCAGUAGCUGUCGGGCUACCAGCAGCAUACGAUCCGACUAUCAAACCCAUCGAUCCCAACAGUUUACUAAAGAAUUUCGGCCGCCGACCCGCGCCGGAGGUAUCGAAGGAAGCCCUUGCAAUAGUAAACAAGGGUGGCGUACCUGCCGAGAAGAAGUCGGCGGACCAGGAAGAGUCGGACUCGGAUUCGGAAGGAGAAGGAGAAUUCGAUGUCAGACCGGGCGAGGAGCUUCUUAGAGAGAAACUUCAUAAGAUGGAGCUAAACGAAGGGGCCGCGCUCAGAGCUGAAGGUAGGAAGUUAAGUUCCGGGUCUGCUGAUAGCGACGAAGAUCCGCCGGGUGGAGGGGGUGCCAAGACGUGACGCGACUGUCGCACAUGAGAAACCGAUAUGAGGGAUAAGUCAGAAGCCUGUUGAUUAUUAAAAGCGCGGGCAUGGUUGGAUGGACGAUAUAGCGGAUAUUUGCCCCACUAUCGUCAUGAUUAUUAUGCUAAGCAAC
This is a messenger RNA of Daldinia vernicosa, 1632 nucleotides long. RefSeq names its product universal stress protein family. Bases 414 to 1496 code for a protein of 360 amino acids. The transcript is spliced from 2 exons. The record is from RefSeq and is a predicted model, not a curated record. Lineage: Eukaryota; Fungi; Ascomycota; Sordariomycetes; Xylariales; Hypoxylaceae.